Messenger RNA from Nicrophorus vespilloides, 2293 nucleotides. RefSeq names its product acyl-CoA synthetase family member 3, mitochondrial (gene Acsf3). The transcript has 5 exons. Gene Ontology annotation, molecular function: medium-chain fatty acid-CoA ligase activity. Lineage: Eukaryota; Metazoa; Arthropoda; Insecta; Coleoptera; Silphidae. Gene Ontology annotation, biological process: fatty acid metabolic process. Bases 422 to 2179 code for a protein of 585 amino acids. The record is from RefSeq and is a predicted model, not a curated record.
AUAAAUAGAUUGGGAAUUGCGCACGUAUGGAAAGCGAUAAUGUGCAAUGAAUGAUAAAUAUUUGUGAAGAGAUCUGUACAAUAUGAACAGCGAUUAACGUAAAUUGAACGUUAUAUUCUCUCUCCUAAUCUGAUGUCGCUGGCGCCUAUUUUACGAAUCAGAACAGACGUAGAAAAAAGUUGGCAAUGGUUGGCAACCUUUCGGAAACAAGUGCGACCCCACCACCACCACAACCAGGAAAAUAAUAAUUAACCUCACCAAUCAGCUGUCAGCAGAUAUAGCAGUUUCAACAUCUUAUUUUCAAUUUUCAGCAAGGAGGCAGCGAAAAUCCAACAAGUGCUUCAUCAAAAUUACGCGUGGCUACAGCUUUGUGCAAUCUACUGUUCUCAUUUGAGUGUAACAUUUGCACAUAGGUACAAGAAUGUCUGGACUGCUCUUCGGCGUAACAGGAAAACAGGUCAACCGCAGCACCUACACAGUGGUGAAGAGGCUUCAGCAGACCGCCAGCCAUCCAUUGAUCAAGACUUCGCAGCAAGAUGUAGUCCCUGUGUUUAGGAGAGCCUCGAAUUACACUGACAAGAUUGCACUUAAAGACACCUAUGGCAGGUAUACGUAUGGUAACUUGUUCAUGGGAGCCAAGGAAUUGUCCAGUGACAUAUCAGUUAAUGUUGGAAGGAAGAAUAGUGAAAGGGUGCUGUUUUUGUGUCCAAAUGAUGCCAGCUAUGUGCUCACCCAAUGGGCCAUUUGGAUGUCAGGACAGAUAGCCGUGCCAUUAAGUUCAUUGCAUCCGCAAAAUCUGUUGGAGUAUUAUUGUAACGAUAGCAAUGCCAAAUUGCUCGUAACAAUUCCCGAGUAUGCCGAGCUCAUGAACCGAGUUGCCAAAAAUUGCAACAAGCAAUUGCUUGUAUUGGAUGAUAAACUUCGUCAGAAUGCCACGCAAAAAGUGCCUUCCCGGCAAUGUGAUAUGGACGCCGGUUUGUCCAAGGACUUCUACAAUCGCAGUAACAGUAUGAUUUUAUAUACUAGCGGGACCACAGGAAAUCCAAAAGGUGUGGUUCUAACUCACAAGAAUAUUGUAACACAAAUUACCACAUUGCUGGAUGCAUGGAGAUGGACCGAAAACGAUACGAUCUUGCAUUGCUUGCCAUUGCAUCACGUACAUGGUAUAGUGAAUGCCUUGAUGUGUCCCCUAUACGCAGGAGCUAAAAUAAAUAUGUUGCCCAAAUUCGACAAAGAUAACGUAUGGUCGCAUUUGUUGGGCGUUAAUGAAACAGCUUCCAACAGGAUCACAACGUUCAUGGCCGUCCCAACGAUCUAUACGAAAUUGAUUGAGGAACACAAGAAGUUGUUCAGCCAAGAUAGCAAGAUGUGCGAGCAUAUUAAGCAGAUCUUGAAGACCAAAGUACGUCUUAUGGUUAGCGGUAGCGCCCCGUUGCCCAUUCCAGUUUACGAGAAGUGGUUGGAGAUUAGCGGUCACAAGCUUUUGGAACGUUUCGGUAUGACCGAAAUCGGUAUGUGUUUAUCCAACACUUACGAGGGUAAUCGAGAGCCCGGCUACGUUGGGCUGCCGCUUCCUGGAGUCUCCGUACGCUUGGCUCUGAAACAAGAAUCCUCCGACAACGAUUACGAAAAUCUAAUUGAAGUCACCAAUUGCAACGGUCAGAUUAACAUAAAAAAGAACAAGCUGAUCGAAGGCAACCCCGUCGGCGAGUUGCACGUUAAAGGCGAGAGUGUCUUCAAGGAAUACUUCAAUAGACCACAAGCAACGCAAAAAGAGUUCACCGAAGACGGCUGGUUCAAGACUGGAGAUCUAGCCAAGUUCAACAUGGACAAAGAAUUGUUUAAGAUGCUCGGCCGUACCAGUGUUGACAUCAUUAAAUGCGGAGGAUAUAAAGUGAGCGCCUUGGAGAUCGAGACACAUCUACUCGGACAUCCAAAAGUAGCGGAUACGGCCGUUGUUGGCUUGAAGGACGAGACCUGGGGGGAAAUUAUCUGCGCUAUCGUAGUCCUGAAGCCGGAGGCGACGAUGGACCAGGAGGAGAUGCGCGAAUGGGCAAAAACCAAGAUGCCUGAGUACACCGUGCCGAAGCAGCUCAAAAUUGUACAGCAAAUCGAUAAAAAUGCGAUGGGCAAAAUCAACAAGAAGGAAUUGAUAAAGAAGCUGUUUCCAGAAAAUUGAUUUGUUUUAAUUCAGUUCUGACUAUUUACACUAAAUAAUAAUGAUUUUUUGGCUUUUAAAUGGAAACGCAACAGUUUUUCUUUUAAAUUAUUAUUAUGAAUAUUCUCUUCAUUG